This is a messenger RNA of Menidia menidia (Atlantic silverside), 2222 nucleotides long. The record is from the annotation of a GenBank genome assembly. Lineage: Eukaryota; Metazoa; Chordata; Actinopteri; Atheriniformes; Atherinopsidae.
CGGCAUUGGUCCACCAAGCAGACACACGUAGGCGUGUAUCCGACCAACCCCCUUUUUUUUCCUCCUGCAGACUGUGGAGCCGGCGAACGGCGGGACAGCCAGGAAAGGAAAGACCGGCUGCCGCAGCUUUGGACCAGACGGAUAAACGGACAGGGGUCCCGGAGGUAAGAGUGAAGUGACACAGGGCGAAGUCCCCACACCGUGUGCAGCAGCACCGUGGCAGCUAUGGGACCAGAGGACCAAGCUGGAACUGAGCCAGGCAGGGCGAAAACGUGCCCGCUGGGACAACAGUACCGCAUGUCUACAGUGGCACACAACACCAAUGUGCCUAAAAUGCAACAAAUUCUGAGCUGUGUCCAUGGCGAGAAAGCAUUCCCAGACGGGGGUCAUCACAAGAGCAAGACAUCAGGGUCGGGAAAACAACCUGUUCCCAGGCAAAAUGUGGGUGCCGCAGCACAGCUUAGCAGCAUGUCAGCCACAGGAGAGGCCCCAUACAGUUUCCGGAGCCCAGAGUCAGUGGAGAUGGACGAAAUCAUGGCAGCUAUGGUUCUUACCAGUCUAUCCUGCAGUCCAAUGGUUCAAAGCCCUCCACAGUCAGACCCUGGACCAGUGGGGUCAUCAACGUCGGUUGACAUGGAAGGGGCCGGUGGUGAGCUCUCUGACAGCGGUAGCAGUGGCUACUGGAGCUGGGACCACAGCAACGUGAGCCCUGCCCCUUCGCCGUCCGUCACAGAGAUAGACAGCAGCCCAGAUGAAGGCCUACACAUGGAGCUGGAGCAGGGAGAGGAGUCUACUGCCAAAAAGCCAAAGAGCUCUGUCAGAAGUGUGUACAAGUGUCUGUGGCCAAGUUGUGGCAAAGCGCUCACAUCAUCAGUUGGGAUUAAAAGACAUAUCCGUGUCAUGCAUCUUGGCAGUGGAUCAGAUCAGUCCCAGAGGGAGGAGGACUUCUACUACACCAAAAUCUGCUGUGAGACGGUCGAGGAGGCCCAAGGCCAACCCUCGUCCGUUCAUCUCAGCUGGGCUGCUUCUGGUUCGUCACCAGGCUCAGAUCUCCAGAUCCCCUUGGCUCACAGACCCAGAUCCUACUCCAGCUCUGUGCCUGGCUCAAGCAGGCCCAGUCCCCUCAGCCAGUCAGCCCCCAGCAGCUUCUGGCAGAUCCACUCUGAGCAUCUUUAUCAGGCAUGUAGCCCAGUCCAAGUCUCCAUGGCUCCCAAAAGCCCAUGCAGUCAAGGUUGGACCCCGUCAGCCUCCGUCUCUGGCCACAGUAACGCUCAGAUGGUGAAACCUCGCUGCCGGUCUGUCAGUGUCGGGGAACAAUGGCUUCAGCAGAGCAGGCUGCAGCCAAUGAGUGCAUCGCCCUCCCGUACUCACUGCUCUUUCAGGAAAGGUCGCGGGGAGGCCAAGAAGUGCCGUAAAGUGUAUGGAGUGGAGCGCAAGGAUCAGUGGUGCACCGCCUGCCGCUGGAAAAAGGCUUGCCAGCGCUUCCCCGACUAAAUGCUGCUGAGUGAGGGAGACCGAGCGAGCAUGGUUCGACGAGUGUGAACAGAGACUUUUAUCAGAACGAGAAUAUAAAUCAGGGCCCGAGAGCCAUCAAGAAAAACACGUUUUUUGGAGUUUUGUUUUGUUUUGUUUAUUUGUCUGAUUUUUUUUUCUUUUAUUCAUGAAAGAAAAUGUACUUUUGUGUAUCUUUGUAUCUUUGAUCCUGAAAACUGAAGUCUGCGAUGGUGCUGUUGACUGACUUUGACAACGUGAUGUGAAAGGCCUAAUAUACUCUCCUACUUUAUCCAAAGGUCAUAUUAGUGCCCCUGUAGCUCCUCUGUGUUAGACUGCUACUUGGCUGUUUUCUUUAUUCCAAUCUUUUCUUCCAGUGGCUACACAGUGAUGACGAUGUACAUUAUAUUGCGUACUUUGAGUUAUGUACGAGUGUUUUAUACCUUUUUUUUUAAUCGUCUUGUUUAGCCCAUAUAUUGGGCAGACUGUUUUUUUAAAUGUUUUUUGCACUUUGUUGGAAAAUUAACUCACAAGAAUAAGCUAAAUUUGGUUUGACUCAACCAAGUUCCUUCCAUGUAAUCGAUUUCCUUCCUGCCCUGUACAUGAGCACUACCAGUGUUAAUGGUUUUGUCCGUGAAGCUAAUGAGUCAUGGCAGCGGGAUUAGCAUUAGGUGAAUGAGUUUGUAUUAAAGGAAAUAUAUUGUCAAAUACAGUAAAAAAAGCACUGAGAA